This is a messenger RNA of Ectocarpus siliculosus, 2158 nucleotides long. The record is from the annotation of a GenBank genome assembly. NCBI's taxonomy places the organism in Eukaryota, Phaeophyceae, Ectocarpales, Ectocarpaceae.
AUGUUCAAACCACGGAGCCACCUGACCCGUGGGACCUGGCGAUGGAUGCGCAUGCCAUCCAUGACAGCACCAGCACCAGCACCAGCACCAGCACCAGCACCAGCACCAGCACCAGCACCAUACGACAUGGCGGAUGGAUCAGUAGCGAGGACCUUGGGUCAAAUCCCGGACGACGAAGCGUGGCAUAGAACUAUUAUUCUCCCCCGCGAUAUAUUGGAUAACCCACCGUCUGGCGAGCACGAGGUGGACUGGGAAACGGAGUCCUCCCACCGCAUUUGGGGUUGCGAGCUUCUCCAGGAGGCUGGGGUAUUACUGAGGUUGCCCCAGGUAGUCAUGUGCACCGCGCAAAACUUGCUUCAGAGAUUUUUUUACCGGAAGCCCUUGACCAAGUUUGACGCUUUCAGCGUAGCGAUGGGGUGCAUGCUACUGGCGAUGAAGAUCGAAGAGGACCCACGCCAGCCUCGGGCGGUGGUGCUUGUCUUUCACCGCAUGUUUGAACGGCGAAUUGGCGUCGACCCGGCGAUUGUUAUUCCGCCGGAGUCGCUGAGGGUUUUGCGAGACGAAAUGCUCCGUGUUGAGCUCCACGUCCUGAAGGAGCUUGGGUUCGGAUUCUACAACAUCAUGGAUCACCCACACAAGUUCAUCCUCUAUUACUUGAGAGUGCUGGAAUUGGACAUUGAAGGAGAUGUUUCACAACGUGCUUGGAACUACGUUAACGACUCACUGCGCACUGACCUGUCCCUGCGUUUUCGCUCGGAAGUCAUCGCGUGCGCAGCAAUCUACAUGGCCUCGCGUUCGCUUGGAAUCAAGUUGCCUGACAACCCGCCGUGGUGGGUCCUCUUCAACGCAGACAUGCAAGAAAUGGGGGAGAUCUGCAACACCAUCCUAGCCCUCUACCAUCGACCUAAAGUGGCGUUCUUAGAACCGCUUUGCGAUAACAGCGUUUUCAGGAGAGGAGGUCCGUUGCGAAUAGAUGCGGUUGUGCAGAAUAUCCAGGAGGUUUACGCGCCAGCUGACGGAGUGGAAGAAACUCCGGCGGCUGCUCCAUCCGAAACACAACCUGGAGAUGAACCCUGCACACGUGACUCCGUGAGUGUUUCGGCGGUGGUUGCUGAACCAGUAUGUAACAACUCUGUCAGUGUUGCCAACAAUACUCCUGAAGCGCCUGGUCCUUCUGAUGUCCACGAGCCUGACAGCAAUGGCGCUGAAGAACCAUCUACCAACAAAAGCCAAGAGCGGGAGAGUGACAGCAGGAGUGAAAGUCGAAGCAACAGGAGCCACAGCGCAAGCCGCAGCGCACUAGGUAUCGAACGUGAACGUGGACGCGAGGAUGGUGCCGACCGAGAAGCGAACGGGCGACCGUCUGAAAGAGUGCAGGAUCGAGAGAGAGAUCGAAAACGACCUCGAGAGAGGGAAUCCCGGCGCAGCCGGAGUCGAAGUCGAAGCUGGAGUCGAAAUCGCAGAGACCGCAGAGGGGACAGCAGAGAGAGGGGCAGGGACAGGCCGAGAGAACGAGACAGGGAGAGAGCACGGGGGAGGGAUUGGGGAAGGGACCGGGACCGCGAGAAGGAACGAAAUGGAGACAGGCGUCACGACCGUGGGGACGCUGGCAGGAGGAGCCGAAGGUAGUGAGCCUGCCGCCAUGGCCCACAAGGUCAUGACCUAUGUCGAGCGUCUUCGUCUGUAGCAUGGGAAUCACAUGUGCAUGCAUGGCCGUUCUCUUCGGUGCUCAAUUACGUGCAGGAAGCUGCCUGGGUUUGUCAUUCAAUCGUAGGAACAAUCGAAGAUCUUUGUAUGUUGUUUACUUUCUUUAUCACAUCACGAGCGUGUGACGCCGUCGUACGUACCGACAAACGGCGACAAUAAUAUUUCGAUCAAAGUGGAGGAUUGGAGGCAGCCCUGACCAGGGCAAACACAGCUUUCGGAGCGCGAAGUGACUGCCUGUGAUUUAUCUUAUCUCAUGAAGUCUGAAGCUGUUGCCUCUUGGUGGUUACCGCGCGUGAGUAACCAUGCCGGCAACGGGGCACGAAAUCUUGCGUGGCUAGUCUGUGGUCGAGAAGUGUCUAGUUCAAUUCAAUUGGGGAAGCGGCCUGGCACACGGCACUCUUUUUCAUAAUUGUGCUGGUUUUCUCGCAAUUCCCUUUUUUUUCCCGAACGG